AUGUCCCGCACGGAGACCGACGCUGAUGCCGAGGUUCGCUCAGCCAUCACCGCCCUCAUCUCCGCAUUGAUCGCCUACCUCGUCGCCCUGCCCAGCUUCUUUCAACAGACUUCUGCGCGUCGCGUCCACCAUCGUCGCGUCGGCCGUCACUACCGUGGUCUUCGCUACAAGUUUACUCGGAUCCUAAGCAAAGUCAACACGUGCCGAAAAGCUGGAGGCCGAGAUGUUACCGAGCGGAAGGAUGAGGGAUCCGAGAAUGAUGCGCCGUCGACGUGGUGGACCUACGUGCGACGGCUGUUGUGCUGUUGCCUCAAUAAACCGUCAUCUUCAUCAUCUACACCCACUGCCUCGACGACCGAUUGGCGAACCAUCGAUGUCCAAGUAAUCAAGGAUGUGUACUCCGGCCCGGUGGCCGUAAUCAUCUCGGACCGACACGGCCCCAACGUACCACCGAUGCUCGACGAAGCGUCGGUCGAGCAGCUGAAGACGAUCGCAGUCGAGGAUGCAACGAUGACAGGCGACAAGGUCUUAACGUACAAGAUGCUUGAAGACGGCAACUUCGUGCUGUUUGAUUCCAAGUCUGCGAAGGAUGAUCAGGGCACGAAAGACUCGAAGAGGUCUGAAUACCAUCGCCGCCCCUUUUGGAAGAGCCGCUUCUUCCGAGUGCAUGGAGGAGCCGAAAGUUUCGAUUUUACAGAGUACUUGUCCAAGGUCAUUCGACGCGAAAUGCGACGCGGGCGGCGUGCUGCGCUGCUGCUAAAUCGAAACGUGGUGGUCGCUGGAAAGGCAUGGGAUGCGUUUAAACGUGACUACUUGGACCCUCAAUCAGCCCUCCUCACUACGCUCGUCAAGGCGCAUCAAAAGCUGGUGACUGCACUGACCCGGCAAUUUGAGAACCUAACCCCGGAGCAAGUGGCAGCCACCGCGCAGCAGAAAACGACGCGUGACAAAAUCAAGGACGCGAAGGAGGAAGGUCGUUUGGACGAGCCCGCAGUCGGCACCCUUGUCUCGCCCAACCCGCCGCUUGCUCAAAUCUACGAUGAUGUUCGUCAAGCUGCAGCUGAUAAUGCAUCGCCCACUCGCGCUCAUUCAGUGGCUACCUCAAUGACACCUACGAUUUUGCGCGGAGAUGAUGGAUACAAUGAUCGAUUGGCUGCCCAGAAUGUGGAUUUCCAUAACCUGCGUACGGCCCGUCAGCGUAGCCCCAGCCCCGCCCCCACUACUGCCCGUCCUUUCGACGACGAUGAGGAUCCCGCUGGCCUCGAUAUGCUGGCCGCGCAGGCGGACCUUACCACCUCCGGCCGCAGACGC
Messenger RNA from Mesorhabditis spiculigera, 1311 nucleotides. NCBI's taxonomy places the organism in Eukaryota, Metazoa, Nematoda, Chromadorea, Rhabditida, Rhabditidae. The record is from the annotation of a GenBank genome assembly.